CCAUUACAGAUACGAAGACGUGCAAGAGCAGGUCUCGGAGAUUAAACGGGAUACAAGUUACGUGCCUUAUAUUGAUCCCGUGGAGCAGAUUUUCCGAGGGGUUCAGAUCGACCGCAGCGGAUUGCAUCGAGAGAUCGACUUCGACGAACACUUCCUCACGAUCAGAGAUGCGCUCCGACGAGCUCCCCGUCGACUCCGCCGGAGUGGAGCUGCAGCUCUUUCACGGGCACAACGACGGCGACGGCAGCGCCAGGUUCGUGGACGAGGAAGCCUGGGCAGAGUCAUCAUCGGCGACGGCUCUGGAUGUGGCGAAGCGGGCGGCGGUGGGAGUGGGCGCGCGGGUGCUCUUCUACCCGAAGCUGGCCUACAAGCUGGUGGCCGGCCGGUCGGCUCCGGGUAAAGCCUCGGAGGAGUCGUCGUCAUCGUCAUCGGCGACGACUCUAGACGCCGCGAAGCAAGCGGCGGUGGGCGUGGGCGCGCGGGCGCUCUUCUACCCGACGCUCGCCUACAGCCUGGCCCGGAACCGCCUCUCGCCGGCCGGCUUCAAGUGGUGGCACAAGAUCACGGACACCCACAUGCUCCUCGGCGCUGUCCCGUUCCCGAGCGACGUGCCGCGCCUCCGCGCCCUGGGCGUCACCGCCGUGGUCACGCUCACCGAGCCCUACGAGCGGCUCGUCGACGCGAAGCUGUACAAGGCCCACGGCAUGGAGAACCUGGUGCUGCCCACCACGGACUACCUCUACGCGCCGUCGCAGAAGGACCUCCGCGACGCCACGGCGUUCAUCCACGGCAAGGAGGGCGGCGGGCUGACCUACGUGCAUUGCAAGGCCGGGCGCGCGCGCAGCGCCACGGUGGUGAUGUGCUACCUGGUGCGGUACAAGGGGAUGACGACGAAGCAGGCGUACGAUCACGUGCGGUCGUGCCGGUCCAGGGUGUCGCUGGCUCCGGCGCAGUGGCAGGCGGUCCAGGACUUCGAGGACUUCUACCGGCGGCCGGCCGGUAGCUCGGAGUGAAGCCAACCGCUCCAACUCUGCGGCUGGAUCAUGCGAGCUCGACGCUAGGUUUUGUGUAUAUAUAUAGCUUCCACAGGUGCUGGACGUGAGUAUCAAUGUUCGAACACUGUUCCGUUAUUCCUAAAGUAAUGUACUAAACUA
Messenger RNA from Triticum aestivum (bread wheat), 1154 nucleotides. RefSeq names its product phosphatidylglycerophosphate phosphatase PTPMT2-like. Bases 168 to 1013 code for a protein of 281 amino acids. Gene Ontology annotation, biological process: protein dephosphorylation. The transcript has a single exon. Lineage: Eukaryota; Viridiplantae; Streptophyta; Magnoliopsida; Poales; Poaceae. The record is from RefSeq and is a predicted model, not a curated record.